CGAGAGAGACCGAGACCCGCAGGGAGACGGCGGCGGGGCUGCCGAGUGGCGCUGCUCGCAGCGAGGGGGCGGCUUUGGGGAGGGGGGAAAAAAAGAAAAAAAAGUGAGGGAGGUGUGGAAGGAAAGCGUUCAAGUCCCGCUCUCCUUGCCCGGCGAGAUAAAAGCAGCUGCAGAUCUGCUGUUCAGAGGGCGCAGCACCUGUGGCUUACCUUACAUGCAGGAGAGCAGUAAUUUGAGAAGCAGGCGGUUAGGAGUUUUAAGCAGUUUCGCAGCAAGACUUCACAAACUCUUAGCUGCAUCCUUUAAUCAUGACAGCAUUUCAGAUAGGCUAAAAGGAAUCUGAUAAGAUCAUGGGGAAUUCAUACGCAGGACAACUAAAAUCUGCUCGUUUUGAAGAAGCUCUUCAUAACUCCAUAGAGGCUUCUCUGAGAUGCAGUAGCGUUGUCCCACGGCCAAUCUUCUCACAGCUGUACCUGGAUCCUGACCAGCCGCCUUUCUUGCCGGAAGGUAACCAUGAAAAUGUGAAGCCAAAGGUGGAAGAGUUGGAUAAAGAGUUAGUACAUCGCUAUGCACAAAAUGGAAAUUUGGACUUCUCUAGUAACCAAACUGUUAAUGAAAUGGAAGAUGAAGAGGAGGAUGAAGACAUGUCAGAUUCAAGCAGUCCACCAAUCCCGUAUUCACAAAAACCUGCCCCGGAAGGGUCUUGCACUACUGAUGGUUUUUGUCAAGCAGGCAAGGAUUUACGAUUAGUAUCACUGUGCACGGAGCAAAUUGAUAUCCCAGCAGGCUUCCUGUUAGUAGGAGCCAAGUCUCCAAACCUUCCUGAGCACAUUCUAGUCUGCGCAGUCGACAAGCGGUUUUUGCCAGAUGAUCAUGGAAAAAAUGCACUUUUAGGAUUUUCUGGGAAUUGUAUAGGCUGUGGAGAAAGAGGAUUUCGGUACUUCACAGAGUUCUCUAAUCAUAUCAACCUGAAAUUAACCACUCAGCCAAAGAAGCAGAAGCACUUAAAGUACUACCUAGUAAGAAGUUCCCAAGGUGUACUGUCAAAGGGACCUCUUAUUUGCUGGAAAGCUGCUUCGUUUGCAGAAUGUAGAAGCAGGCAAUCAUCUGCUGCUAGCCUCUCUGCUAAACCAAAUUCUGCGGUGUCACCGUCCACGACCCCAGAGGGUGGAUCAGCUAAUGGAUACAAAUCAGGGUUCACUCAGACAGAUUCUUCAGUGUUCAGUCCAGCAAAAUCAUCUUCUGCUAUUAAUUUAAGUGGACCUCAAGACCCAUCUCGGAACAAGAACGUUGUGAAACCUUUGGCUUUGUCAGUGCAGCUUGUAGGAAAGACAUUUGCUUCAGCUCCUCUUUCACUGCAUGCCACUGAUGGUGCUAAUGGAAACACUAAUGGAGGAAGAAAUAAUGUAUUGAAUUCUACAGUCUCUCGGCCAAUGCCUCACUCAACCUCUCCUAGCCCUGCCUGUGCAGCUGGAGACCAAGCCUCAGUGUCCAAUUCUGGACCACCGAAGAAACGUCAUCGGGGAUGGUCUCCUGGAUCCCCAGUACCUCCUCCUGGUUUAGUGGUACCUGUUCCUACGAUUCGACCGUCAACUAGAACAGAGCCUCUUUUGUCAGUCCCAGUUCCUCAAUCCAUGUUAACUGGAAUUUUACAGCCUCAACCCAUCCCAGCAGGGGAGACUGUAAUUGUUCCUGAAAACCUGCUGAAUAACUCGGGAGUCAGACCAGUGAUUCUGAUAGGUUAUGGCACUUUACCUUAUUUCUAUGGCAAUGUUGGUGAUAUUGUUGUAAGUCCCUUGCUGGUGAAUUGCUACAAGAUUCCACAGCUGGAAAACAAGGAUUUGGAGCUCCUGGGUUUGACCAGCAGUCAGCUGCUAAGCGUGGAGAACAUGAUACUUUUAACUAUUCAGUAUCUUGUCCAACUAGGUCCUGACCAGAUACCCCUGAGGGAAGAAUUUGAGCAGAUCAUGCUGAAAGCUAUGCAGGAGUUCACUCUGAGGGAGCGAUCCUUGCAGAUGAGUGCACAGUGCAUCUCUGUGUCACCAGCUCAACUCCCCUGGCUCGCUAGGUUAAUUGCCAGCGUGUCUCGGGACCUCGUGCACGUGGUGGUUACCCAGAACUCUCUGGCAGAGGGCAUCUCAGAGACAUUGAGGACUCUCAAUGAAAUGAAACAUCAGCAAAAGCUACCAGAUUAUGUAGUUGCCAUUUGUGCAUCAAAGAUGAGAGGAAAUGAAUUCUGCGUGGUAGUCCUGGGUCAGUAUCAGUCUAGAGCACUUGCAGAAAGCAUGCUUACCAGCAGUGAGUUUUUGAAAGAGAUCAGUUAUGAACUCAUCACGGGGAAAGUUAGUUUCCUGGCAUCACACUUCAAAAAUACUUCUCUAGGUGAUGAUUUGGAUAAGCUGCUAGAGAAGAUGCUACAGCAGAGAGGGGAAAGUGUCAUUAUUCCUUUUAAUGGAGAUGUGAGUGAGUGUGUGUCAUCUCAGGAGGCAGUUGCCAUGGUAUCUACACAGGAACCAGAUUUGGAUGUUGAUACCUUCCAAAUUUACCAGCCACAGCUUACAGUUGCCAGAAAGCUCUUGUCCCAGGUUUGUGCUAUAGCAGACAGUGGCAAUCAGAGCCUGGAUCUGGGCCACUUCAGCAAAGUAGACUUCAUUGUUAUAGUUCCUCGUUCGGAAGUCCUGGUGCAGCAGACCCUGCAGCGGAUCCGGCAGUCAGGUGUCCUGGUGGACCUGGGCCUAGAAGACAACGGAACAGCAUAUCAGAGAGCUGAGAAAUAUGUGGUUCGGCUAGACAAUGAGAUUCAAACAAAAUUUGAAGUUUUCAUGAAACGAGUGAAGCAGAAUCCAUACACACUGUUUGUGCUGGUUCAUGACAACGCCCAUGUGGAUCUAACGAGUGCCAUUUCAAGUUCCCUGUCACAUGGUGAGCCUAGUCAUGGUCUGGCUGAUAGAGUUAUUAAUUGCAGAGAGGUCCUUGAAGCAUUCAACCUCCUUGUUCUUCAGGUCAGCUCUUUUCCUUACGCCUUGCAAACGCAGCAGUCCAGGAUCAGCUCUAGCAAUGAGGUACAUUGGAUACAAUUUGAUGCUGUGGAUGACACAGCAAGUGAAGACAAGCUGUACUUUGGCUUGAAUGAAUACAGCAAAUCUCUCCAAUGGGGAGUCACAAGUCCACUUUUGAGAUGUGAUGAAACCUUUGAGAAAAUGGUCACCACGCUUUUAGAAAGGUAUCCACGGCUACACAGCAUGGUGGUUCGCUGCUACCUUCUCAUUCAGCAGUAUUCCCAAGCUCUGAUGUCUCUCACGACCAUGGCCUCGCUAAGAGAUCACAGCACACCUGAAACUCUCAGCAUAAUGGAUGACCUUAUCACUUCUCCAGGAAAGGAUAAGAACGGCUGUGGCCACAUGCUCGUCAUUAGGGUGCCAUCUGUGCAGCUAGCCAUGCUGGCCAAGGAGAGGUUGCAAGAAGUAAGAGACAAGUUAGGUCUGCAGUAUCGGUUUGAGAUCCUCCUUGGGAAUCCUGCCUCAGAGCUUACUGUUGCAAAACACUUUGUGACACGUCUGAAGGCUUGGAGGGGAAAUGAGCAGGACGACUGGAUUCCUCGUACCUAUCAGGAUCUGGAAGGUCUACCUUGCAUUGUUAUUUUAACUGGCAAGGAUCCUCUGGGCGAGACUUUCCCCAGGUCACUGAAGUACUGUGACCUUCGGCUGAUUGACUCAAGCUACUUAACUCGGACUGCAUUAGAGCAAGAAGUGGGCCUGGCAUGUUGCUAUGUCUCAAAGGAGGUGAUUCGAGGGCCUAUUGUAGCUCUUGACCUUAGUGAGAAAGAGCAUGAGAAGGCAAAUGGUAGCGAGAAUGAUGCUGAUGAGCUGUUGAUAGACUUGGACAGACCGCAGAGUAACAGCAGCGCUGUCACUGGAACCUCAGGUCAGUUAACUGCUGCUUCUCUGAAGAGUUCCCUGGCUGACAACGGUGUGAGCUCCUCAAGUGCUGCAGACAAAUCUCAGAAGCAAGCACCAUCACUUAACUUUCAAAUGGUUGCACACAGCUCAGUAGAUGAGGGAACUUACCCUGGGUUCACAGCUGGAGAGACUCUGAAACAGGAAUGUGACUCCUUGGGUAACCAGAUGGCAAGCAGCACCACUUCAAAACUGUCAUCGCUGUCAUCAGUCUCUCAGACAUUUCGGUGGCCUGGUCAUUCAACCAAAGACAGCAGGGCCCUCCGUGCUGCGCUGCCACGCAUCGUCAUUCUGUCAAAAGCUGCUUACUGCCUCUUGAGCUCACAGAAGAGUGGGAAUUUGCCUUCCUCCUCUUCCCUGCUGCCUCACGCUGAUGUGUCCUGGCUGAGCUCUCUGAGGCCUCUGCUUCACAAGGACAUGAGCAGUGAGGAGCAGUCGCUUUACUACAGGCAGUGGACAACGGCCCGGCAGCACCAUGCAGACUUCAGCAAUCAGGGGGAAGCAUCCAGCUCAAGAAGUUUUCACCCCAGGCGGCUGCUUUUGACAGGGCCACCACAAGUGGGAAAGACCGGCUCAUACCUGCAGUUCCUAAGGAUUCUCUUCCGCAUGCUGAUCAGAUUGCUGGAAGUAGAUGUGUAUGAUGAAGAAGAAAUUAAUACCAAUCAUACAGAAAGCAGUGAAAUUGCUCAGUCAAGCAAUGACCACUGGCCAGAUAUUGAGAUCUUCAGUAAAAUGUCUUUUGACCUGAGUGUACAUGACCCCAAGUACAGAAAUAUAAGUCCAGUGUACACAGAACACCUGUCAAGAAUCAAACAAGAAACAAGCAAAGAAAUGAAAUCAGAGGAGCCUAAGAAAAGAGAGACUGUGUCGAUGAUGUUGACAAAAUAUGCAGCUUACAAUACGUUCCAUCACUGUGAGCAGUGCCAUCAGUACAUGGACAUUAAUCCUGCUGUACAGGUGUCUGACUCCACUCUGCAUGCGUUCACGUUUUCAUCUUCAAUGCUAGGAGAAGAGGUCCAACUGCAUUUUAUAAUCCCGAAGUCCAAAGAAAGCCAUUUUGUCUUUAGCAAGCAAGGGAAGCAUUUAGAAAGCAUGCGUCUCCCUCUCGUUUCUGACAAGAAUUUGAAUGCAGUCAAGAGUCCUAUCUUCACUCCAUCGAGUGGACGUCAUGAGCACGGCCUCUUGAACCUCUACCAUGCCAUGGAAGGCAUCAGUCACCUUCACCUCCUCGUAGUCAAGGAGUACGAAAUGCCUCUGUACCGCAAGUACUGGCCCAACCACAUCAUGCUCGUCCUGCCAGGCAUGUUCAACAAUGCUGGCGUUGGCGCUGCCAGAUUUCUCAUUAAGGAGCUUUCCUACCACAAUCUGGAGCUGGAGCGAAACCGCUUGGAGGAACUGGGAGUCAAGCGCCAGUGCGUGUGGCCUUUCAUUGUGGUCAUGGAUGACUCCUGUGUGCUGUGGAACAUGCACAGUGUCCACGAGCAGUCCAGCCAGUCCUUGGAGCCUGGGGGCACCAGCAAGAAUGUGUCUUUAAAGAAUGUUCUCCAGCACAUUGAAGCUACCCCCAAAAUUGUUCAUUAUGCAAUAUUGGGUGUUCAGAAGUGGAACAGUAAGCUGAAUGCUAAGAAGACAAAGGCUCCAUUCUCCCGGUGCCACGUGCGUGACUUUAUUCUGCUCAACAUAGACCUGACCCAGAAUGUGCAAUAUGAUCUGAACAGGUAUUUCUGUGAAGAUAUAGAUUUCAAUCUGAGGACAAACAGUAGUGGCCUGCUCAUCUGUCGUUUCAACAACUUCAGUGUCAUGAAGAAACAUAUUCAGGUUGGAGGACAGAAGGACUUUGUUGUUAAGCCAAAAAUUGUGGUUUCAGACAGCCCGGCACCAAUCAUGCCUCUUCAGUACGUCUGCGCCCCAGACAGUGAGCACACGCUGUUGGCAGCCCCAUCUCAGUUCCUCCUGGAGAAAUUCCUUCAGCAUGCGACGUACAAACUCUUCCCUAAGGCCAUUCAUAACUUCAAGAACCCAGUAUUGGCCAUUGACUGCUAUCUGAACAUUGGUCUUGAGGUGGCCAUUUGCUAUGUCAGCUCACGCCCACACUCUGUCAAUGUCAACUGUGAAGGGGUGUUCUUCAGUGGGCUCCUGCUGUACCUCUGCGACUCCUUUGUCGGUGCUGACUUCCUCAAGCGGUUCCGGUUUCUGAAAGGUGCCACGCUGUGUGUCAUAUGCCAGGACCGGAGCUCACUGCGACAGACCAUCGUCCGCCUGGAGCUGGAGGACGAGUGGCAGUUCCGCCUGCGGGACGAGUUCCAAACUGCCAACAGCAGUGAUGACAAACCGCUCUAUUUCCUUACCGGCCGCCAUAUAUAAGCUUUGAGAAGACACCUAUCAUGAAAAAAACACUUUUUUUUGUUUGUUUGUUUUAAAAAGUACAAUCACUGUGGAGCAAAGUGCAACCAAUAUUUACCAAGACUACUCUAAGGGAUUCCCCAGCGUUCUAAAGCAGGCUUUAUUCCUAGGUAUCAAAUGAUCACAGCAGUUACAAUUUUGAGGAUCACAGAUUCCAGUUAUUGUCACAUCGGUCCCAACCGCUGACCCCGAUCGUGCAGCCACCACGCCGUGGGGUUUGGGAAGAGGACAGAAUUUGGCUGAUGGGGAAUUCUGUUUCCAGCUGAGUUAGUUCUGGAAGAAGCUGCCUUCAGCAGCCUCUCACUUGAAUGUGUUACAAAAGCUCAAUGCAGCAUAUGGGAUUUAUUGAGGAUACGCAGAGGAGAGCCCACUGUUCCUCUACAGACUGUACUGCGGUACAGUAAUACUCAGGGGUUUGAAACUACAACGUCUUGUAGAUAUUUGUAUUAAAAGGAAUAGUCUCGUUCUCUGUGCAGUGUUAGUUCAGAAUUUGUAAUUGUGUUUGUACUGAAACUGUCUUUGGCAAAAUUUCCACAGGUGUUCAAAGUUUACUACUUGAACCUGAACAAAUCAGCAACUGCAUGGCAGGCAUGGGGCGGUGCUCACGGAUCCUCCUCGCGAUGCUACUGCGUCCCACUGUGGAGUUCCUCACCUCCAGGGACAGAGCUGCUGGCUCACGUGGUGAGGAGGCUCCUGCAGAGGCUCUCUUCAGUUGGAGUCAGUCCAGCACAACCUGCCAGCAGGAGACCUUCAGGUUCCCUCUUCUCCAAGUUUUUAAAAGCUGUGGCCCAUGCGUCGUGCUGUGUGGAUGGUGACAGAAGAUGAUUAAGACGGGAUGCUCUCAGUCGUCUUUUCCAACCUUAGUGACUGUACGGUGCCUGGAGGGUGGCCAAGCACUGUUCGGAUCCUUCUCAGUCAGCUGCAGUUGGCUGCAGAGCUGAGAUCUAUCAAUUCCCACCUCUGUGUAAAUCAGCAUCUAUCAGACAAAGGUGCUGGGAGGGUAUCGGUGCCUGAGCUGGACUGGAGAGAGAAAAAAUGAGUCCAAAUGAAGGAGAUCUUGCAGCAUCUGAAGGGGAGAAGUCCCAGGGAGCUGCUCAGGAGCGCUUCUGCCCAGAAGCAGUGCCCACUGGAUGCACCCCCUCAGGUUGUCAGCUGUUUUUCAUUGAUCUGUGGGCUGUUGUGACAGUCACACUGUGGUCUUCUGCUGGACAAGAAUCAGGAAUCUGUACGUUGUGUUAGAGGAACCUGGUGCAGUAGAAUUUGGUUGUCAGGGUUAAAUCCCACUGGGACACAGCCUCACUCCUGCCCUUAGCGUUGGUAACCCAGCUGAUGUUUCUAUGCGUUAUGAAAAGAGAAAAUCUCCCGGCUCAUUGCGAUGCCUUUAUUUGAAAGAAAAAAUGCAGUGUGUUUUUAAGAGAAGUCCAGGUAUGUUAAUUUAAUCUCUGAAAAAUAAUGAAAUGAAUACGUUGCUAUUUAGCUGCGAUUCGCUGGAGGAGCUGCCAAAGCUGCAUCCUUAUUUUUCACAUCCUGUGGUAACUGAGCAACUUUUUUUUUUAUCUCAUGAGAUGUUUACGGAUGAAAGAAACCAUAAUAGGCUGAGGCAAAAGGAAAAUGAGUUGCCUGUAUUCAUGUAGGUUAACUGUGAUGCAGCAGAUUUAGCAAAUGUCAACUGACCGCCACCCUUCUGUAGAUGGAUUUUUGAUUUUCCUGCAGUCGCAGCCUGCCUUUUAUUUGAACACUUGCAGGGACAUAAAGGGGGUUGCUGAAGCUUUUGCUUUGUCCCUGAAUGCAGCACCAGAGUCACGGUUUGUCCAGAGGGGCUGAAGGGGGGCUCUGGCUCUCAGUGCGAUAUCAAAGGUUCACGUACUCAGUGUUCAGGAAUCACAUCGUUUCUGUUUGCAUAAUUAACGUUUGCACUAAGAAGUUCUUGAAAUCCUGGAUGCUGAGACUGCUGUGAGGAUGCAGCCCUUUGGUGAAACAGUGCAAAAUGGUCCCAGAGGUUGAGAGUGGCUGCAGGAUGUCAAUAUAUUGGCCUUCCUGUACCAAGAAGUAGCAAACCUAGCAAAGAGAUUUCCUUACCUCCUAUGUGCACAGACAGGAGGAGGUCUGGAACUGCUGGGAGAUGACACAAAUGGGCUCACAGCAUGUAGGCCUGUCCAGUGCAGUUCUGGAAAGGAGCCCCUUGGUUGACAGCUGGAUUAGUGCUAUUCCAUGUUGCAUUUAAGCCUCGCCCUCACAGCCAUGCCUAUGAAUGUAUUACACUGGCCAGCGUAAUAUUUUACUUGUAGAUGUUAUUGCCUAUUCACAGGUUAAAUUUGAAUGUAAACUAAGAUUUAAAGAAUCGUAUUCAGAUGCUUUUUGCUUAACUUAUGUAAUUGCUUUUUGUGACUUUUUGGAAGAGAGUUAAAAUGUCGCUUUCCUAGUGUAAAGUUUUCUUAACCAAAAAAAAAACUUGGUGAAUUUAGCUUCACUAGUCAGUCUACCUCAUGCUAUUGUUUAUGAACUGAAACUGUCUGAAGUUGUGGCGAUGGUAUGUUUAUAAUGUGCUUUCAUUAAAUUUGAGUAUAUUGAGAUACCAUUUAA
Molecule: messenger RNA, 8942 nt
Organism: Tympanuchus pallidicinctus (lesser prairie-chicken)
Lineage: Eukaryota; Metazoa; Chordata; Aves; Galliformes; Phasianidae
Gene: GREB1L
Product: GREB1 like retinoic acid receptor coactivator
Exons: 35
Coding region: 351-6320 (1989 amino acids)
Biological process (GO): multicellular organism development; kidney development
Source: RefSeq, a predicted model, not a curated record